CCCGGGCUGGGGCGCGCCGGCAGGCGGGAGCCGGGCGGCGGCCGGGCGGUGCUCUCCCGCCGCCUGAGUGGGCGCGGCGCGGAGCGGAGCGGGACGUCGGCGCGGGGUGCCGGGAGCCAUGGGCUAUUGCAGCGGCCGGUGCACGCUGGUGGCGGUGUGCGGCGCGCAGCUGGUUACUGUGCUCGAGAGGCAAAUAUUUGACUUCCUUGGUUAUCAGUGGGCACCCAUCCUGGCAAAUUUUAUACACAUUAUUAUAGUCAUACUUGGCUUAUUUGGAACCAUCCAGUAUAGACCUCGUUACAUAACAGGAUAUGCUGUCUGGCUGGUCCUUUGGGUUACGUGGAACGUGUUUGUUAUCUGCUUCUACUUGGAGGCUGGGGACCUUUCAAAGGAAACAGAUCUCAUCCUGACCUUUAAUAUCUCAAUGCAUCGCUCCUGGUGGAUGGAGAAUGGGCCAGGAUGCACCGUGACCUCAGUAACCCCAGCACCAGACUGGGCACCAGAGGACCAUCGUUACAUCACUGUCUCGGGGUGUUUGCUGGAAUAUCAGUACAUAGAAGUGGCUCACAGUUCUCUUCAGAUCUUCCUUGCACUGGCGGGCUUCAUCUACGCCUGUUAUGUCGUGAAAUGUAUUACUGAAGAAGAGGACAGCUUUGAUUUCAUAGGUGGGUUUGACUCUUACGGCUAUCAAGGUCCACAGAAGACAUCUCAUUUACAGCUACAGCCCAUGUAUAUGUCAAAGUAAACAAAGGGGCUACUCAAUGUGGGCUGAAGGACCUGUCAAAGAAACUGUUUCAGGAUGUCCCCCUGGCUCCUCAAAGAGAGAGAGAGAAAAAAAAAAAGUCCCGUUUUGUGCUGAAAAAAACCACAAAACAGCAGCUGAUUGAACAGCGAGACAAAAAAAUUAACACACACCUUCAGCCCCUCUUUCUUAACAGGUACUAAGUACUAAGGGAUAUGUCCCAGACCCCCCACCUUGGACCUCCUGCCUCCCAACACCAGAGGACCAGAGCAGAGGCAUUGGUGCCACCUUCUGGCUCUUCCCUCCUCCUAGCCACGGCCGGCGUGGCCCUCCUGGACUGAGACAUGAGCCCAGCUCCCCCGGUGCUUUCGGAGCCCCCUGGCCGUGUCGAGUCUCCUUAGGCAACGCAACCCUCCCGACACCAGGAUGACCUUGCAGCAGAAGUUCAACGGACAGCACGUCGUUUGCCCUGAAGGCUGUACAGUUCAUACUUGCCUUAACCCAACUGUGUUGCACAUCAGAGAAACUCCGUGCAGGCUUUCUGAAGUAACAAAUGCUGCUGUUAAAUUCUGAACGAUUUCUAAGUCAGUGGUUUUCUUCUGGGUUUUGUUGGUUGUUUUCUUUCGGCGG
Molecule: messenger RNA, 1372 nt
Organism: Dryobates pubescens (Downy woodpecker)
Lineage: Eukaryota; Metazoa; Chordata; Aves; Piciformes; Picidae
Gene: NKAIN2
Product: sodium/potassium transporting ATPase interacting 2
Exons: 7
Coding region: 119-745 (208 amino acids)
Biological process (GO): regulation of sodium ion transport
Source: RefSeq, a predicted model, not a curated record